Messenger RNA from Peromyscus eremicus (cactus mouse), 588 nucleotides. Its product is annotated as keratin-associated protein 4-3-like. Lineage: Eukaryota; Metazoa; Chordata; Mammalia; Rodentia; Cricetidae. The transcript has a single exon. Bases 1 to 588 code for a protein of 195 amino acids. The record is from RefSeq and is a predicted model, not a curated record. Gene Ontology annotation, cellular component: keratin filament.
AUGGUCAACUCCUGUUGUGGCUCUGUCUGCUCUGAGGAGGGCUGUGGCCAAAGCUGCUGCCAGCCCAGCUGCUGCCGCCCCAGCUGCUGUGUGUCCAGCUGCUGCCAGCCCAGCUGCUGCAGGCCCACCUGCUGUGUGUCCAGCUGCUGCAGGCCCAGCUGCUGUGUGUCCAGCUGCUGCAGACCAUCUUGCUGCAUCUCCAGCUGCUGCCGCCCCUGCUGUGGCAGUUCCAGCUGUUGUGGAUCCAGCUGCUGCCGCCCCAGCUGCUGCAUUCCUAGCUGCUGCAGGCCUUCCUGCUGCCGCCCCAGCUGCUGUGUGUCCAGCUGCUGCAGGCCCUCUUGCUGCAUCUCCAGCUGCUGCCGCCCCUGCUGUAGCAGUUCCAGCUGUUGUGGAUCCAGCUGCUGCCGCCCCAUCUGUUGCAUUUCUAGCUGCUGCCGUCCCAGCUGUUGCCAGACCACCUGCUGCCGCCCCAGCUGUUGUGUGUCCAGCUGCUGCAGGCCUCAGUGCUGCAUCUCCAGCUGCUGCUGCCCCAGCUGUUGCCAGACCAGCUGCUGCCGCCCAGCAUGCUCUAGCAGUUCUUGCUGCUGA